AUGUGCGCCGAAACAAUGCGUCGGAAAAAUGCUUCCUCCCAGAUCCUCGUCAUAAAACAAGAAUGCCUAAUUAAUGCACGACUGAAAAAAUUGAACAAUAACAAAUUGCUUGUAUACACUAUUUUUGGUGCCAAUUUCACGAUUUCUCUGGAUAGUAACGAAGAAUAUGAUGGCGCCGCGUCGGAAAAUAGCAGGAAACGCUACAAAGCACCACGAACAAUGGGAAGUGGCUUCAAGGUGCUUCGGAAUGCUGUACUCUCAGCUACUUAUCGGCGAACCAUUUUAGGUAAUACUUUGUUAUCUUCACGGACAAACGAAACGAUAGCAAACUGUUAUUUUUUUGGGGCCGCAACAUCAAAUGACCUGCAGACCGCAUUAUUUAAUCAUUAA
Molecule: messenger RNA, 390 nt
Organism: Gongylonema pulchrum
Lineage: Eukaryota; Metazoa; Nematoda; Chromadorea; Rhabditida; Gongylonematidae
Source: the annotation of a GenBank genome assembly